Messenger RNA from Schizosaccharomyces osmophilus, 564 nucleotides. RefSeq names its product nucleoside triphosphatase Ham1 (gene ham1). Gene Ontology annotation, cellular component: cytoplasm. NCBI's taxonomy places the organism in Eukaryota, Fungi, Ascomycota, Schizosaccharomycetes, Schizosaccharomycetales, Schizosaccharomycetaceae. Gene Ontology annotation, biological process: nucleoside triphosphate catabolic process. Bases 1 to 564 code for a protein of 187 amino acids. The record is from RefSeq and is a predicted model, not a curated record. The transcript has 7 exons. Gene Ontology annotation, molecular function: nucleoside triphosphate diphosphatase activity.
AUGCCUGCUCCAAGAUCUAUUUUGUUUGUAACUGGAAACAAACACAAGCUUGCUGAUGUUACCAGCAUUCUUGGCAGCGAGUUUGAAAUCAAAAAUCACAGUUAUGAUUUGCCUGAAAUACAGGGAAGUCUCCAAGAUAUAGUUACAGAAAAGUGCAAGGCUGCUGCUGAAAUCGUUCAAGGUCCUGUAUUGACAGAAGAUACAUGGCUUUCUUACAACGCUAUGAACGACCUUCCUGGGCCUUAUAUUAAAUGGUUUUUGAACAGCAUUGGCUGUGAUGGCCUGUAUCAUAUGUUGGAUGGCUUUUCUACCAAAGAAGCCAAAGCUGGCUGUACCUUUGGCUAUACCGAAGGACCCGGAAAGCCUAUCCACAUGUUUGAUGGUAUCUUACACGGUGAAGUUGUCGCUCCUCGAGGUGAUAAGGGUUUUGGUUGGAAUGCGAUUUUCCAGCCCAAUGGUCAUGAAAAGACUUAUGCAGAGAUGGAUGACGAUGAAAGAAAUGCCUGUAGCCAUCGUUUCCUUGCUGCUAUGAAGCUCCGUGACUUCUUACAGUCCCAGUUCUAA